GUGCCAUGAGCGACGAGCACAGCCAUGGGCUGAUGAACGAAGUCUUGGUGGCAUUGCUUGGAUACACCGGAGGACUGGUCGUCGAGACCGAGGACAGCUUUCGUGUGGCGCCGGAGAACUUUCUGGCAGAAGGUGAGAAGCAGAUGCUGGAAAAGAUCCUCAAGGUGGGUUACUUGGCCAAGAAGCUGCAUGACUUCUCCUCCAGCCUGCGCCGGGAGCACCUAGCAGGCGGCGACACGCCGGGACACUAUGCCUACGCCAUGGCGUUGAGGGUGGAGGAUGUCUUGGAGAAGUUCCGACUCAAAGUCGUGGAACUGGAAGAAGAAAUUGCAGAGAAUCCCAAGCUCCAAUUGGUGGACAUGUUGGCCAAGUUUCAAGAAGACAGCUUCGUUCUGAGCGCCCUUCACCAGAUGAUGAUGCAGGUCAGCAGUCGUGAGCUGCGUGGUGCAGCCCUACUGGAUGCCAUGUGGCAGACCAUGUCCAGAGCAGGUGGUUCCACCCUGCAGCACUGCCUGGCCUGGCAGUUGGAGGGACCUGGACGAGUCUUUGUGAAUCAACUCACUGCGUGGAUGGUCUACGGGCGGCUGAUUGAUCCGGAGAACGAAUUCUUCAUCCAGCGCUGCGAUGGUCAAAGCCUUCAAACGGAGGGGAGCCAUGGAGAGGAUUUGUCACAGCCGAUGGGUCCCAGCGAAGCUCAAAGAGAAUGGCACCGGCUCUUCAUGCUACGCCGCGAGGCUGUGCCCAAGCUGCUGUCCUUGGACACAGCGCGGCAGGUACUCUUCACCGGUAAGGCCGUGCGGGUGCUGCUUCGCCGUGGAUUUGCACCGCCGCCGCCUGAGAGAGUGCAGGAUGAAGUGGACACAUUGAGGUCCUGUUUCUCCAUGAAGCGUCCCAGCUACGUGCUGCACCGCUCCAUUCUUGCGUUGCGCAACGCCGUGGCAGGACGCCUGCAGGACUUGUUGAGAGAGGCACAACUGAGAGAACACUUGGAAAUCCUGAAAGGUUUCUACCUGCUGGGCUAUGGCGCUUUCUACCAGACCUUGUUGGACCUUCCGCAGCACGCGCUACCGCAGCGUGGCGCGGGACCUCGUGGCACUUCUUCGCUUCCCUCGAUGCUGAGAGACUCCUGGGAGAAGGCCUUGACUGAACACAUGGAGAGCUCCAGCAAAGGUGUCUUGGAUCCCAACGCCUUGCGUUUGCAGCUGGUGCCCCGCGCCCUGGAUCUGCACUCCUUUGAUGCGCGAAAAGUAAAGGUCAUGGCCGGCGCACGAGUUGACAAAGGCAUGAUCCUCCUACCUGCUCACAGCAUGGCUUGGUUGCAGAACAAAGUCAGGAUUUCCGGAAGCUUCCAACACGCCUUUAGCUUCCAACUGCGCCCCGCGGACCCCACGACCACGUCGUCAGCCUCACGGCCUGGGGAGUAUGGCGCACGGCUGGCGUUGUGCUUCCAGCCACGGUGGUCGCCGCAGGACCUGCAAAAACGGCGACAUUUGGAGCGUGGAGCGGAGGAAAUCCCGGAGCCAUUGGAGAUCUGGAAGUGUUUGGGAGAAUCCUUGACCCUGGAACUUCAGUAUUGCGUUUUGCGUUCGCUGCCCCAGCGAGAGCGGAUGGCUGAGGUGACCCUACAGCUAUUCUCAGCCGGAGCCAGUGGGGUGUCAUCGGAACUGUGCGCCUGCAACUUCCAGGUGCCAGAUGUAGAUCAGAUGAUUCAUAUGGUGAGACUCUGGUACGAUUCUGAGAAGAUGGAGCUGCAGGUCUUCUUCGGCGCGGAUGCGGUAGCCCCCAGCGCCAAAGCCUGCGUGGACUUGGGAGAUAUGGCACAUUUGGAGAUGGGAUGUUCCUAUGUGGGGUUUUCAUCCUUGCCCUUGGAGCAUGGAAGAGAGCGAGAGGCAUUGAGAAUUGUGACCUGGCGACACCAGUGCCGAGACAGGCUUGACUUUGACGACACCAGCGACCGAAACUUUGAGGAUCUCACACUCACUUACCAAGUACCUUGGCCCUUGCCGCUGAUUGUGACCCAAAGCUGCCUCGAGAGGUACAACCGGCUCUUUCAGCACCUGCUGACCUACCGCCACGCCACGAUGCGUCUGCAGCAUCUCCAGCCGGACGCGGACGACGAGGAGCGAGGGCGCUUGGCUGCGGCAUUGAAGGCGCAGCUGUGCUUCUUUUGGACGCAGGUCUUGCAGUUCUUCUUGCAGGAUGUCGUGGAGGCAUCGCAUCAGAAACUCCUCGAGGUGGUCACUUCAUCCUCCAGCUUUGAUGAAGUGGUGGCAGCACAUGAAGAGUUUCUGUCCAAUGUCACUACGCAUUUCUUCCUGGAGCACCGGGAGCUCCGAAAGGAGUUGACCGCCGCGCUGCGCAUCGCCGAGGUCUUCCGCAGGGCGGUGGAAACGGCCGCGCUGAGCGGCAAGGAGAUGAGGCGUUUACAACACGACUUCGCCGAGACGGUGCGAUCCUUCAGUGGGAUCAUGCUGAGCAUCAAUCGAACCGGCAACGUCAAGAUGCCUCUCCUGGUCCAACUUUCCGGGCGCUUGGAUUUCAACAACUAUUUCUCCGGUGAGACGGACACCAAACGAGCACAGAGCUGGUGGCAGAAGUAUGGAUCUGCUGAUGGAUGACCAUGGACAGCAUCAUCUUCCAGUUCUGGCAAGUUCCACGGCAAAGCUUCCGCAUGUCGCAGGCUUUGGAGUCAUCACCUCGGUGUUCGGGAUGGCACUGCAGUUGGUUUGGCGCCCUGGCGAAGGGGGACUGGGUGAGAUGAAGUGGGCUUCCUCUUUGGAGCAGCUGGCUUGCCCAAGCAGCGCCUGGUGGCAACAAGACAUUGACCAAUAGUGACGGUCGAGCAGGUUGUAGAGUGCCAUGUUGCAACUGCAGCUGCCGCAGCUGCGUCACCAGUGAAAAA
This is a messenger RNA of Cladocopium goreaui, 2902 nucleotides long. The record is from the annotation of a GenBank genome assembly. Lineage: Eukaryota; Dinophyceae; Suessiales; Symbiodiniaceae.